CACACACACGUGUCACUUUCUUUUUGCGCACACACGCACACUCUAACCCACGAAGUGCGCCUGUGCUGUGAGAGAUGACUGAACACUGUUGCUCAGCCGGUCCUCACUGAGGCAGACACUCGCAGAGAAAGCCUCUGUCCGGGUUUGGUUUCAUUUGGAGGAACGACUCGGAGCUCUGUCUGGCGGGAUUUACGCGACAAAAAUGCGGCGUCUUGGACUGAGUGUGUGACAGUACUUUGCUGGUGCUGCGUCUCCAUGAAUGUCUGAAGGAAGCCCGUCUGUGCGCAGCUCGUGGUGUUGAAAGUUGUUUGGUUUUAGUCCGGGAGAAGAUGCAUUUUUUCCGGAGUCACAAUUAUCAAGUGUUCCCGGAUCGCUACUCGAUGGAAACCCCGAACAUACGAGGCAUCAGCUGGACACCACUGCCAGAAGCCCUGGAGUCAAAGGACACGAUGAAGCAGUUUCUUUCAGAUCGCGUUGUGAAGGCUGCGAGAUCAGUGUACAGUGUCAUGAUCGAGAGGAACCCCGGUCUGAUCCGAGACAGAAAGCAUCACCUCAAAACAUACAGACAAUGCUGUUCUGGGAAAGAACUCGUCGAAUGGUUGAUGAAACAGAACGAGUGUCUUCAGUGGAGAAGCCAGGCAGUUGGGAUGUGGCAGGUCUUGGUGGAUGAAGGAAUCCUUGUUCAUGUGAAACAUGAGUUAAACUUCCAUGACAAGGACACACAGUUCUACCGCUUCAAAGAUGCUGAGUUUGGCCUGAACCAUGUCGCAAAUGAGAGGGAUUCAGAGGAAGAGCUGCAGGAAGGUCUGUCUCUGCUGUCCCAGCUGGGUCCUGAUGCUCUCCUCACUAUGAUUCUACGCAAAUGCCCAAGUCACAGAACUGCUGAGGAUCUGGAUGUAAUCUACGAGGAGCUGCUCCAUGUCAAGGCUGCUGCUCAUCUUUCUGCCUCGGUGCGUAAAGAACUGGCUGCAGUGCUGGUCUUUGAAUCACAUGCCAAGGCCGGAACAGUCUUGUUCAGUCAGGGGGACAAAGGCACCUCGUGGUACAUCAUCUGGAAAGGCUCUGUGAACGUGAUCACUCACGGGAAGGGGCUGGUAACCACUCUCCAUGAAGGUGAGGACUUUGGGCAGCUGGCUUUGUUAAAUGAUGCACCUCGUGCUGCUACCAUUAUCUUGAGAGAAGACUGCCAUUUCCUCCGCGUUGAUAAACAGGACUUCAUACGUAUUCUCAAGGAUGUGGAGGCCAAUACAGUGCGACUGGAGGAACAUGGGAAAACGGUGCUGGUAUUGGAGAAGAGAACCAGCUCAGCCGAGCAAGGCGGAGCAGCAAGCAACAGCAAGUACACCGUCAUGUCAGGAACACCUGAGAAAAUCUUGGAGCACUUGGUGGAAACAGUGAAGUUGGAUUCUAAUGGAAAUUAUGCUUUAGAUCCCUGUGUGAGUGACUUUCUGCUCACACAUAAAGUUUUCAUGGCCUCCAGCCAGCUGUGUCCCGCUCUAUGGCACCAUUACCAGGCAGAGCUCUCGGAGGGCUCAGACCAGGAGAAAGCUGCCUACAUUCUCAACACCAAGCAGAAGGUAGUAAAAUUAGUUGGCCAGUGGGUGGCACUGUAUGGCCUUCUGCUGAAAGAAGACCCUAUUUCUUUGGACUUUUUGGAGAGAAUGAAGAAGGAGGUGGCAACUGAUGUCCGUCUGUCCAGCCUACUGAAAGAACAAUUUAGGGAAAGGAGGAGAAUCAAAAUGAUGGAGAAUGGAUAUCAGUCACUUGGCAGGAACCAGCCAUUCGAUUGGUUUUCCUGCUAUGAGGAGCCUUCAGGGAGGUUACAGCCAAUCAAAGCACAGGAUAAAGUACUAUAUGAAAUCUACAGGCCAGACAACAAACCUCUCACUGUGAUGCUCCCAGUGAACACGUCAGUACAGGAUGUGAUGUCAGCAAUCGUCAGACCUAGUGGUGAUCACAUCCUGGUCAAAAUGAACUCCACAGGAGAAAGAGCUCAGUUAAAGCUGGACGCGACUGCAGUCUACACUGCCUUGGGACUCAACGAAAGACUGUUCAUCUGCACAGGCAGCCAAGUGGAACAACUGGUUCCCCUCAGGGAGCAGCAGGGUCCAGAGCGAGGAACGACUGAUGUUCUCGAACAGAUGGGCUCGAAAGACAUUGCCAGUGAACUGACAAAUUAUGACUGGGAGCUAUUCAAUGCCAUGCACGAGGUGGAGCUUGUUUGCUACAUAUUUGGCCGUCACAAGUUCCCAGGUGCCACCACAGCGAACCUGGAGCGGUUUGUGCGACGUUUCAAUGAAAUGCAGUUCUGGGUGUUGACCGAGUUGUGCCUCUGUGAAGACCUGAUGAAACGAGCCAUUCUGCUGAAGAAGUUCAUCAAAAUUGCUGCUGUCUUAAAGGAGCAGAAGAAUCUCAAUUCCUUUUUUGCUGUGAUGUUUGCUUUGAGCAACAGUGCAGUACAGAGGCUUUACAAGACCUGGGAGAGAAUACCGAGCAAAACAAAAAGAAUUUAUUGUGCUUAUGAGAGGCUGAUGGAUCCUUCACGCAACCACAGGGCCUACAGACUCACUGUGGCCAAACUCAGUCCUCCUUACAUCCCCUUCAUGCCUCUGCUGCUCAAAGACAUGACAUUCAUCCAUGAGGGAAACUCAACCUACGUCGACAAAUUGGUCAAUUUUGAGAAAAUGCGAAUGAUUGCCAAGACAGUGAAAAUCGUGCGAGGAUGCAGAAGUCAGCCGUUCGUGCCUUCAUCUCCACAGAGAGGCCUGGCUGAUCGGAUGUUUCUGGAAGGGCCUUCUACUCGCAUAUCAACGUACUCAGACAACACCCUCCCUCUGCGAAGUCCCACCAACAUCCGACACUACAUCCAGAACCUGAUGGUGAUUGACAACCAGCGCAAGCUCACACAGCUAUCACGGACAUUAGAAUGCUAGGACAUGAGUCUGCAGAUGUGAAGAGACUGUAGAAAUGUAGCACAAAUCUGAACUGAUGAGCUGGUUCUUGCUCAAGCCACAAAGCCUCCUUACUUGUCUUGAAAAGAUGGACCUCUUGCAGUGUCAAGUGCAAUGGAAACAUAAGGAGAUUGGACAUUAUACAGCUCCAGACAUGGACAUCACACAGCAAUGGUAACACCUCUGACACGCCCCCGGCAGGAAACCACGUGGUUCAUCCCAUAGACAGCACAUAAAUCAGGCAAUAUGUCAACAAAAAAUGCCGGCAGUUUUCGUCAUAAAAGUGAAGAAUGAAUAGCUUUUGUGCCCCGGGAUGCUCCACAGAGCCAGAGAGACGGCAGAGGUGGCUCGCUAUUACAAG
Messenger RNA from Solea solea (common sole), 3312 nucleotides. It is a transcript of the gene rapgef3, whose product is annotated as Rap guanine nucleotide exchange factor (GEF) 3. Gene Ontology annotation, molecular function: guanyl-nucleotide exchange factor activity. The transcript is spliced from 27 exons. Gene Ontology annotation, cellular component: plasma membrane. Gene Ontology annotation, biological process: Ras protein signal transduction; positive regulation of GTPase activity. Bases 330 to 2933 code for a protein of 867 amino acids. The record is from RefSeq and is a predicted model, not a curated record. NCBI's taxonomy places the organism in Eukaryota, Metazoa, Chordata, Actinopteri, Pleuronectiformes, Soleidae.